Molecule: messenger RNA, 841 nt
Organism: Cuscuta europaea
Lineage: Eukaryota; Viridiplantae; Streptophyta; Magnoliopsida; Solanales; Convolvulaceae
Source: the annotation of a GenBank genome assembly
AGAAAUGAGUUCUGCUUUGAAUCCAAGUCCACUAUCGGCGUUGAAUUUGCAACCCGUACUCUUCAGGUGGAGGGAAGAACGGUGAAGGCUCAAAUAUGGGACACAGCAGGGCAGGAGAGGUAUCGCGCCAUAACCAGUGCCUAUUACAGAGGCGCAGUCGGAGCAUUGUUAGUCUACGACGUGACAAAGCCCGUCACCUUUGACAACAUCGACCGUUGGUUGAAGGAACUGAGAGAGCACGCGGAUUCAAACACCGUCAUUCUGCUCAUAGGGAAUAAGACCGAUCUUAACCAUCUCCGGGCAGUCGGGACGGAGGAUGGUGAGAGUUAUGCGCAAAGGGAAGGUCUCUCAUUUAUUGAAACCUCUGCUUUGGAGGCAACCAAUGUGGAGCAAGCGUUCCAGACCGCUCUUUCUGAAAUGUUGGCUAGGGUCGUCAGUAAGAAGUCGAUUCUAGCCGAGUCAAAUGGCGUUAGUGGUAGUGUAAAGAAAGGAAGGAGUCUUGUUGUUGAUGCACAGGAGACAGUGACCAAGAGAACUUGCUGUUCCACAGCUUAACUGAGAGCACUUUGUAUGUAUUAGUUUGGGUCUAAACUAUUUGUUUUGUAUGAAUGUCUUUAUAUGUUUAAGUAAUUCAACCAUGUUAGUUAUAUAUGUGCACUUCACAAUACUUCGCGCACUAGUCCAUGCUCAUUCAAGAUAGUUCACACACAUAAUAAGUUUGUGUGAAGCAAAUCAAAUAUUUCAUAUGAGAAUGUCUAUUACACAAAUCAACAUCUGUGUAACAUAGUUCACAAAUAUUAAUUUUUGAAUGCGAAGAUAUUACAUGUUUUUCAUGUCCAUU